This is a messenger RNA of Thyridium curvatum, 405 nucleotides long. RefSeq lists its product as uncharacterized. Lineage: Eukaryota; Fungi; Ascomycota; Sordariomycetes; Thyridiales; Thyridiaceae. The transcript has 3 exons. The record is from RefSeq and is a predicted model, not a curated record. Bases 1 to 405 code for a protein of 134 amino acids.
AUGAAAUUCGCGCCGGUUUCGGCUCUUACGAUGGCAGUCCUGCCGACUGCUUUCGCCGCUCCCGUGGCGGCGCCGUCCCUUGAGCAGUCUCCCAACGUGAAUGCUCUGACUGAGCGACAGGUCCAGAUUUGGGUCUGGGCCUGCGACACCGACAACUUUACUGGCAACUGCGGCGCCGUGCAAAACAUCAACUUGAACCAAUGCUACAGUUGGUCCUCUCUCUUUCCAGGAAUUGGCAAUGGGUCCUUCAAGACGAACGGAAACGUCUUGUUCUAUGAUGGCGGGGGCUGCUCGGGCACCCAUUCCAACCGCGUGUGCAACACAGAAAUCAGCCGCCAUGACUACUGGUACGACCACACCCAGUCCAUCAGCUCGUUCUCCACCAUGGCUGCCUGCGAUCAUUAG